AUGGAGGCCUGCAGUGUUGCGCCCACGCUUGCUGGGGUGCUGAAACAUCAGCCUAUUCCAUGCCUCGACGCCGAAACUGGCGAUACGCUCUUUCACGCCGAGGUGCCAGACAUUUGUCGCUACCGCGGUUUGCGUCUGCUCAAAGCCCUGAGGGGACAUUUGUCAGUGCAGUGGAAUACAUCGCUGGUCAGUCUUCAGCCCAGCAAGGAUAGUAAAGAGGUACACCUCAUCUUUGAGCCUGGCCAUCUCUGUCACAAGGUUGACAUUGUCGUUGGUGCCGACGGAGCCGAUUCCAUGGUUCGUCGGUUUCUUGUCGAGAAGUUUCAGCACGUAGACCCCGAGCCAGUUCUUACUCCAUACGUUGAGGAGAUUGCCCUGAUGAUACGGACCAAGAGCAAGGACGGCACCGACUUGGUCCAAAAGCGUCACCCAAUUCAGACCAUGGCGUCGGACAAGGAAGGACUGACAACCAUUGCCGUACACCAGUGGCAAGUUGAGCCGGAGGAGAGGGCACACGAGCUGAUCCAGUUGAGUCGAAUCUCGGUGCCGCCAGGCGAUGACGGGAUGGGAGACUUGGACCUUACUGGGAACGAGGCUCGCCGGUACAUGGCACAGUCGAUCUGCAAAACAGCUCUGCAGGACUUGGAGCCUUGGAAGACAUACAUUGAGGCGCUGCGUGAACCGCAUGCUCAGGGGCGCUUCACCGUCAGGAGUGUGCGGGGCUGGAUCCCCGUCGACUUUGACAACCUCGGCGGGCUGGCCACUCUAGCAGGUGAUGCAGCGCAUCUCAUGCUUCCCUUCGGCGGACGCGGCUUGCUCAAUUCUACGGUAGACGCCAAUGCUCUGUGCUGGGCCAUCACAACGGUGCCACGACCAGGCGCCACGCCCACUGCUAGACGGCUAGCCAAGCAGGAAGAGAGUCUGGACGACUAUGGCGAAGGCAUGCGGCAGCGAGCUGGCGUUCAGGUCCGCAAGACGUUGCAAGAGGCGGAGAAGUCGAUCAACCUAGCAGCGGUUCGAGCAGUCCUGAGAGAGGAUUCCAACAGGACUCCUGAUGUAAGCGGUAUCCAUAGCAGUAUGAUGCAGAGCGUAGCGAAUGUCAUUGAUAGGAGUGUGCAUGAUGUUCAGGGUGAGUGUAAGGAGGAGUUCCUGGCGAUGAGGUGA
Verticillium alfalfae VaMs.102 is the source of this 1164-nucleotide messenger RNA. RefSeq lists its product with no specific name. The coding region runs from base 1 to 1164 and encodes 387 amino acids. Gene Ontology annotation, molecular function: FAD binding. The transcript is spliced from 3 exons. Lineage: Eukaryota; Fungi; Ascomycota; Sordariomycetes; Glomerellales; Plectosphaerellaceae. The record is from RefSeq and is a predicted model, not a curated record.